AAUGGAAAUGGGGUAGUGAGAAGUAGGACUGAGAUGUUUCAAUGUUUGUAUAUGCGGUUUUCGACUAUCACAUUUAAAUGUAUGAUUGAUCCGCGGGUGAACUGUGUAUAUCGACGCCAUAUUGUUUCUCUAUAUCUAUCAAAGUUCAACGCCAAAUAAGUGCUUUUGGCAUGUGGCGUUACCCUCUAUAAGCUAUACGGAUUCUGAUACAGUAAUUGAGAAAUUUUUUUCACGGCUGACAGACUUAUAAUUAUAAAUCCAAGUAGAUAUGAAUUUUUAAGGUUCUUGUUAACAACAUACCACUGAAACAAUCGGUUAUUAUGUAGUUUCUGUAUCUGAAAUUUUUAACUCCAAUAAAUUUAUAAAUUUUUGAAGUUAAAUUACUUAGCAUUGCAAACAUGUUUAAAUUCUAUCAGCACAUCAAACAACAAUCAUUUGUUAAGAGAAAAGGAAUUAGAGAAAACAUUCAAAAAAAAGUAUCAACAUCGUCAAAAGUAUUAUCAUCGAUACCUAAUAAUGCAAUGGAUAUUUUUGAUAGAAAAACGAAGCUAUUACAACGAGAACGAGCAGCAUUAGCAACUGAUGCCGAUGUUUACGAUUACAUCAAAGAUGAAAUUGGUUUCAGAUUAUCAGAUAGAGUAUUUGAUGUUAAACGAAAGUUUAAAAAAGCUUUAGAUUUGGGUUGUGGUCGUGGACACUUAUCAAAACAUAUUUUAAAAGAAUCUGUAGAAGAGCUUAUAUUAGCAGAUUUCAGCCCUAGUUGGCUAAAACAAGCUAAAACAAAUGAAGGUAUAAAAGUUGAAAAAAAAGUACUUGAUGAAGAACAUUUUGUUUUAGAAUCAAAUAGCAUUGACUUUGUUGUUAGUUGUUUAAGCUUACAUUGGGUUAAUGACCUUCCUGGUAGUUUAAAGUGCAUAUUAAAUUGUUUAAAAAAAGAUGGAGUUUUUAUGGCUGCAAUAUUUGGAGGAGAUACUCUGUAUGAGCUGCGUGGAUCAAUGCAGUUAGGAGAAGUAGAAAGAGAUGGUGGAAUAGCACCACAUAUUUCCCCAUUUACUGAAAUCCGGGAUAUAGGUAGCCUAAUGACCCAAGCAGGAUUUACAAUGAUGACAAUAGAUACAGAUGAAUUAGUCAUUGGAUACCCAUCAAUGUUUGAGCUUCUAUGGGAUUUAAAAGGAAUGGGUGAAAGUAAUGCUGUUAAAAACAGAAAGUUACACAUGAAUAAAAAUACCUUAUUUGCUGCAUCAGCAAUUUAUGAUGAAUUAUAUGGUAAGGUUGAUAAAGUUGGAAAAAAAUAUAUACCUGCUACCUUUCAAAUAAUAUACAUGAUUGGAUGGAAACCUGAUGAAUCACAACCAAAAUCUCUAAGACCAGGAUCUGGGCAAAUAUCGCUUAAAGAUCUCAAUAGGAUUGAUGAAAUAAUAAAAGAAAAAACUAAGACAAAAUUAUCUAAAAAUGAAGAAUGAGUAGGUGUACUGUUGGACAACGAACUACAAAGUUGAACGAACGCCGUCUGCUGUGCUGUGUGUACGAAUUACAGUCUACAGAGGGCACUGGUCAUUUUUAUCGAAAUACCUGCACAAUCAGAAUGUAAACAAUUGACUUAUGUAGAGUCGUAAACGCGUAAGACUCAAGUCGUAGGUGUCAUAUGACUGCCAAUUGGAAGUUUUUACUGCAGCAACUUUCGGGAAUACAUGACACAUCUUAUUAGUCAUUCAUUGGUAGUAUACACAUGCCUACGCGAGUUAGAUUAGAGUGUCAAGUUGCACAUAGUUCAAAGUUGUUUUAAAUGAUUUUUUCGGAAGUAACUUUUCGACUACGUUGAAUGGAUUUUGAUACUUAUUUUUGAAGUAAACGCCGAAUUCACAUAAUUCGCCUCUUAACUUCCAAUAGUUCUUGGUGAUCAUCAAGUUAAUUUAUGUAUUAGAGUGAUAAAUUAAAAAAUGGGUCAACGCGUGUCCAGAACUGAUUUUGAGUGGGUGUUUACCGAGGAACCGCACGCGAGUAGGCGAAAACAAAUUUUAG
Trichogramma pretiosum is the source of this 2022-nucleotide messenger RNA. Its product is annotated as arginine-hydroxylase NDUFAF5, mitochondrial-like. The transcript is spliced from 6 exons. Gene Ontology annotation, cellular component: mitochondrion. NCBI's taxonomy places the organism in Eukaryota, Metazoa, Arthropoda, Insecta, Hymenoptera, Trichogrammatidae. The record is from RefSeq and is a predicted model, not a curated record. Gene Ontology annotation, biological process: mitochondrial respiratory chain complex I assembly. The coding region runs from base 399 to 1463 and encodes 354 amino acids.